AUGUUCCUCAACCUUGUUGAUGAGGAUAAGGUGGAGGCCUUUCUGGGCGGGGUGAGGAUCAUGCUUGACAUACCUUGGCAUGCUUCUUUUUCAUGGCACUGCACAAAGUUACGUGAUGGGUGCCUGGCCGAAAAGGAUCAUUUGUGUGUGGACUUGCAUAUGUAUUUUGGGUGGCAGUUUUGCAUGUUGUGCCGUGAACAGUUUUUGCUCACUCAAUCAACCCUAAACCCUAAAACCCUAACUAAACCCAUUUGGUUUCUUUUGGUGGUCUCGGCUCUCAAGGGUUCAAGAACAGCACUGAAUGUCCAUGAGUCCAUGAAUUGA
Durusdinium trenchii is the source of this 324-nucleotide messenger RNA. The record is from the annotation of a GenBank genome assembly. Lineage: Eukaryota; Dinophyceae; Suessiales; Symbiodiniaceae.